Messenger RNA from Malaya genurostris, 3013 nucleotides. It is a transcript of the gene Rpn1, whose product is annotated as 26S proteasome non-ATPase regulatory subunit 2. Gene Ontology annotation, biological process: regulation of protein catabolic process; proteasome-mediated ubiquitin-dependent protein catabolic process. The transcript is spliced from 4 exons. Gene Ontology annotation, cellular component: proteasome complex; nucleus; proteasome storage granule. Gene Ontology annotation, molecular function: enzyme regulator activity. Bases 140 to 2851 code for a protein of 903 amino acids. The record is from RefSeq and is a predicted model, not a curated record. NCBI's taxonomy places the organism in Eukaryota, Metazoa, Arthropoda, Insecta, Diptera, Culicidae.
GUUUGACGUUUAAUAACUAACCUAAAAAGUUUCUGUGUUUUCACAACUCAUCGCUCUGUAAAAUUUCUUUAUUAUCACGGAAUACAGCUAUAAACCAGCCUGAUUUUGCGAACAUACUCUAUAGAAAUAGUAACGAAACAUGUCUACUUCGGAAAAAAUAGAAGAUACACCAAUUAAAGACAAGACUAAGGAGAAGGAAGAGGAAAAAACUGAGCUGAGUGACGAGGACAAACAGCUGCAAGAUGAGCUAAACAUGUUAGUAGAACGGCUACAGGAGCCUUCGGUGGAUCUGCACUUGCCAGCCCUGGAAACGAUGGCAAAGUUGAUCAAGGCUUCGACCACUUCGAUGACGUCGGUUCCAAAGCCUUUGAAGUUUAUGAGAUCUCAUUUCGAAACGAUGAAAGAAAUUCACAAAAAGAUGACAGCCUCCGUGAAGGAAAAAUCGACUGCUAAACUUUGUGCGGAAAUCAUUUCCGUACUGGCAAUGACCAUGGGAACGGGAAAGGAGUGUUUGGUCUACCGGCUGCUGUGUGAUGACACUAAUGAAAGCAUAGGCGAUUGGGGUCACGAAUAUGUGCGCCAUUUGAGUGGCGAGAUCGCCUCCAACUGGCCGGAAACAACAGAUGAUUUCAAGAAACGGCUAAUCCAUCUGAUCCAUCAGAUUAUCCCGUAUAACAUGGCCCAUAAUGCCGAGGCUGAGGCUUGCGAUUUACUGAUGGAAAUCGAGAGACUUGAUCUUUUGGAAGCUUAUGUUGAUGAAAGUGCUUAUCCGAGGGUGUGUCUGUACCUACAGAGCUGUGUUCCGUACGUUCCGGAACCGGAGAAUAUUAGCCUGCUCAAGUGUGCUUUGAGCUUGUCCAGGAAGUUUAAAAUGUAUACCCAGGCUAUGCGCUUGGCGAUGAUGAUCAACGAUAUACAGCUGAUUCAGGAUAUUUUUACCACAUGCGGAGAUUUGGCAAUUCAGAAGCAGCUGGCAUUUAUGCUUGGUCGGCAGCAGAUUUUCCUGGAAUUGCCGGAGGGCUCCAACGAUUAUGACGAUCUGGUGGAAAUUAUGUCCAAUUCCCAUUUGAACAAUCACUUCCUGAACCUUGCCCGCGAGUUGGACAUUAUGGAACCGAAGACUCCGGAGGAUGUUUAUAAGUCACAUUUGGACAACUCGCGUACUCCGUUCGGAUCAUCGCAGAUCGACUCGGCCCGACAAAAUUUGGCCGCCAGUUUUGUGAAUGGGUUUGUCAAUGCUGGAUUCGGUCAGGAUAAACUUUUGAUGGAAGACGGAAAUAAGUGGCUUUACAAGAACAAAGAACACGGAAUGCUCAGUGCGACUGCCUCUUUGGGACUGAUCUUGCUGUGGGAUGUCGACGGCGGUCUAACGCCAAUUGAUAAGUAUCUGUAUUCGAAUGAGGAUUACAUCAAAUCCGGUGCUCUGCUGGCUUGUGGCAUUGUUAAUUGUGGUGUUCGUAACGAAGUCGAUCCGGCACUGGCCCUUCUUUCGGAUUAUGUUCUACAUCAGAACAGCACGAUGCGGAUUGGAGCUAUUCUUGGGCUUGGGUUGGCAUAUGCCGGAUCGAAUCGACCGGUCGUACUGGAAUUAAUUGGAUCGGUUUUCAGUACAGAACGUCGCACCGGUUCCACCAUGGAAGUAAUGGGCAUUGCUGCGUUGGCCCUGGGAAUGAUUGCCGUGGGAUCGUGUAACAGUGAAGUGUCGGAAAUUCUACUGCAGACCAUCAUGGACCGUUCGGAGCUGGAACUGAAAGACACCUACGCUCGCUUCCUACCGGUAGGACUUGGUUUUGUAUAUCUCGGACGUCAGGAAGCGGCUGAAGCUGUAAUUGCCGCUCUUGAAAUCAUCCAGGAACCUUUCCGUUCCAUGGCCAAAACGAUGGUUGAGAUUUGUGCUUAUGCCGGAACAGGCAAUGUGUUGAAAAUUCAACAAUUACUCCAUUUGUGUUCCGAACAUUAUGAACCGGCUUCAACGGAAACCGAAAGUUCAUCGUCGAAAAAAGAUGCAGCAGCUGCUGCCGCCGCUGCUCAGAAAGAGAAAGAAGAUAAAGAGAAGGAUUUGUCUGCCUGUCAGUCGGUGGCCGUUUUGGGAAUCGCUUUGAUAGCUAUGGGCGAAGAAAUUGGUUCGGAAAUGGCUUUCCGGUCGUUUGGCAAUUUACUUCGCUAUUGCGAACCCUGUAUCCGUCGGGCCGUUCCGCUUGCUUUGGGUUUAAUUUCAGUGUCUAAUCCGAAGCUGAAUAUUUUGGAUACAUUGAGCAAAUUCUCUCACGACAGUGACGCGGAAGUAGCUCACAACGCUAUCUUCGCUAUGGGUCUGGUCGGUGCUGGCACAAAUAACGCACGAUUAGCCGCCAUGCUUCGUCAACUAGCCCAGUAUCACGCUAAGGAUCCGAACAAUCUUUUCAUGGUACGAAUUGCACAAGGACUGACCCAUCUAGGCAAAGGAACACUUACCCUUAGUCCGUAUCAUAGUGAUCGACAGCUCAUGAGUCCGGUAGCUGUGGCUGGAUUGAUGGCCACACUCGUGUCUUUUAUGGACGUCAAGAACAUAAUUUUGGGCAAAUCGCACUAUCUUCUGUACACUUUGGCCACCGCAAUGCAGCCCCGCAUGUUGAUCACCUUUACCGAGGACCUUAGCCCCUGUCCAGUUCCGGUUCGCGUAGGAAUGGCUGUCGAUGUAGUUGGACAGGCCGGUAAACCGAAAACAAUCACCGGCUUCCAGACUCAUACCACACCCGUUCUACUGGCCAUGGGCGAACGAGCCGAACUUGCAACCGAGGAAUACAUCUCACUGACGCCCAUCAUGGAAGGAUUCUGCAUUUUGCGAAAAAAUCCAAACUAUGUUCCUUAAAGCGAACGCAAGCUCAGUCGAGGAAGUGGACAAUCUGCAAGACUUAUAAUUCAAUCUGCUACGAUCAACAAGUAGAACACAAAAUGAAUACAAUUUGAAACUGAUUCAUAUUAAUUAAUGUAUUUAGCUUCAAGUAUUUCAAUAAAUCACAGUUUAAGACUU